Danaus plexippus (monarch butterfly) is the source of this 1047-nucleotide messenger RNA. RefSeq lists its product as uncharacterized. Bases 195 to 965 code for a protein of 256 amino acids. The record is from RefSeq and is a predicted model, not a curated record. Gene Ontology annotation, molecular function: nucleic acid binding. Gene Ontology annotation, biological process: DNA integration. The transcript has a single exon. Lineage: Eukaryota; Metazoa; Arthropoda; Insecta; Lepidoptera; Nymphalidae.
UUUUAUAAUUUGCAGAACAUCAAAAAAUUCGUCAGGUAGCAACAUGUACGACUUCAUCCAAUCCAGACACCCACGGCAGCAUUUCAAGUAGUACAUAUGGACAUUACCUGGAAAUUAGGAACUAGGAGUAGUGAAGGGUCAGUCUCGCAGCCUUGAAACGAUUAGUACAUCUUUUUGGAACACCAGUUCAGAUCAUGGUUGAUGGAGGUCGAGAGUUUCUUGGUGAAUUCAAAGUUUAUUGUAACCGCUUUGGGAGCAACAUACAUUCAAUCGCACCAGGAAUAAGCCGAGCUAAAGGACAGCUUGAAAGUAUCAUGAGCACUUUAAAAAAAUGCCCUAACUAUUAUAAAAAUUACACUACCGAAAACUGGCAGACUGCUCUUGAAGCAUUGCAACUCUCGUUUAAUUGCACGCCUCAUAGAGUUACUGGAGUUGCACCUCUAACUCUUCUCACUCGUCGGCAGCAUUGUGUGCCAUCGGAACUAUUAAGGUUAAUUGAUUUUGAGAAUGAAUUUAUAAAUUUUGAUGUAUUGGAGGAAUAUGUGCAACAGAAAAUGUUGGCUUCGGCGGAAUAUGAUAAACAGAGUUUUGAAAAAAGUAAAGGUAAGCUACGUUCAUUUAAAAGAGGUGACUAUGCACUAAUCAAAACUAAUCCUCGUAAACAAACUUCUUUGGAUCUGAAAAAUACUGAACCAUACGAAAUAUACAAAAUAUUGGAACUUGAUCGUUACAUGCUAAAACGUGUAACCGGUAGAGGCCGGCCGCGUAAGUUAGCUCAUGAUCAAUUACGUCCAGCACCAAAUCCAGCAGCAGCAGGAACCGUGUCGGCGGAUCAGAUUGAUGACCCUCCACAUUACGACAGUCCAUUAAAUGUUGAAGCUUCUGAAAAUUUAGAAGUUGAAUCCAAUGAACGAUCAAUAAACUUGGUCCAACAUUCAUUGCUUAGUAAAGUAUCAAUUUAUUGACAAUUGUCUUUAUCAAAAGAUCUCUCAAGUUGAGGAACUUGACAUGAGGUCAAUAAAAAAAAAAAAAAAAAAAAUUUUAGAA